GGCUCGAGGUACCAGCUACUCUAUGUGACCCUUUUGCUCCGCCAAUUGAAGCAGCUCCGACCGGCCUGACUUUAGCAAAGUGGUCUUCUAAUAAUGAAAUUUCGAAGCCCCAGUCUUCCUUGAUCAACUCCAGGUUUUUUGGAAGUUCAUUCUUGCUAUUAUUCACACAAAUACGAGCCCAGAACCGAUGCACUUUAUGCUUGGUAUCCUCAUCAAUUCCGACGUAACCGCCACACUUGUCGCCGAUGAAUUUGAAUGUAUUUGAAGUCCAUGCGUGGAGUGGGAUUCCGAAGGCUCUCAGCCAUCUAUGCUCUGAUGUUUUCCUUGUCAUCACUGUUCCGGCCACCGGAGGCCACCAUUCCAGGGACAAUCUCCUUCCAUUCCAAAACCAAUCACCAGCUAUGACUCUGUUUGCCUCUAGCCUGGAUGGAAACUCGAACAUAAACUGAUUAUGGCUGAUCGGUGUGAUUCUGAGCCCAGCUGUGACCUGCCAUCUGCUAGCGAACCAUUUUUGAAUCACCGCCGAGUUUGGGCUAAAGUUGAAGGGGUCGUUGAAUUGGCCUAUGAGUCACUUCGACAAGAAGGUCUCUUUAAUGAGGAGGGGAAGCUUCUAGGUUCUGCCAGUAGCCCAAUACAGAUAUGGAAAGACGGUGACUGUGUUGAGCAAUCCUCGACUGAUAUUUGGCUAGCAAUCUGCACUGCUGUAAAAACAGCAUGUUCCCUCGGAAAUGUUUCCAAGGAAGAAGUUAAGGGACUGGGGUUUGCUGCUACUUGUUCUCUUGUUGCUGUUGAUUCUGAGGGUGAACCUGUCACGGUUUCAUGGAGUGGUGAUACUAGAAGGAACAUCAUAGUGUGGAUGGACCAUAGGGCUGUAAAACAAGCUGAGAGGAUCAACGCCUCUAACUCACCUGUAUUGCAGUAUUGUGGUGGAGGCGUAUCCCCCGAGAUGGAGCCACCAAAGCUCUUGUGGGUGAAGGAAAAUCUCCAAGAAUCCUGGUCGAUGACAUUUAGGUGGAUGGAUCUAAGUGAUUGGUUAACAUACAAAGCAACAGGAGAUGACACGAGGAGUCUAUGCACCACCGUCUGCAAAUGGACAUAUCUAGGCCAUGCACAUAUGCAGCAGAUAAAUGAGAAAGAUUCCCGUGAUAUGGAAGCUUGUGGAUGGGAUGAUGAAUUCUGGGAGGAGAUUGGUUUAGGUGAUCUUGUUGAUGGACAUCAUGCUAAGAUAGGCCGAAGUGUAGCAUUCCCUGGUCAUGCAUUGGGUUCGGGUUUAACACUGGAUGCUGCAAAGGAAUUGGGUUUGAUGGCUGGGACACCAGUAGGUACUGCACUGAUAGAUGCUCAUGCUGGUGGUGUCGGUGUAAUGGAAAGUGUGCCUGCAUCAGAUUCUGAAUCUAUAGUCGAUGAGGAUGCUAUAAGUAGGCGUAUGGUGCUCGUAUGUGGUACUUCCACAUGCCACAUGGCUGUAUCCAGGACAAAGUUAUUCAUACCUGGAGUUUGGGGACCUUUCUGGUCAGCAAUGGUGCCUGAGUACUGGCUCACUGAAGGAGGACAGAGUGCCACUGGUGCAUUGCUAGACUAUGUAAUUGAAAAUCACAUUGCAUCUCCACAUCUUGCAAAUCGUGCUGCAUCUCGAAGAAUCUCAAUAUUUGACUUGUUGAAUGAGAUAUUGGAAUCAAUGAAGCAAGAUGAGGGGUCACAAUUAAUAUCUGCAUUGACCAAGGAUAUGCAUAUUCUUCCAGAUUUUCAUGGUAACAGGUCCCCAGUUGCAGACCCGAAAUCAAAAGGGAUGAUUUCUGGUUUAACGCUUGACACUAGUGAAAAGCAGCUGGCACUUCUCUACCUUGCGACAGUACAGGGCAUUGCAUAUGGAACCCGCCAUAUAGUAGAGCACUGCAAUGCUAAUGGACACAAGAUUGACACCCUACUUGCCUGUGGUGGACUUGCAAAGAAUCGCCUAUUCGUUCAAGAACAUGCAGAUAUUAUUGGUUAUCCUAUCAUUCUUCCUCGCGAAAAUGAAUCUGUGCUAUUGGGGGCUUCUAUUCUUGGUGCUGUUGCUUCAAAGAAAUAUCCUACUGUUCGUGAGGCCAUGAAAGCAAUGAACGCAGCUGGUCAGGUUGUGUAUCCAUCUAAAGACCCAAAAGUGAAGAAGUACCACGCUGCCAAAUAUAGCAUCUUCCGCGACCUUUAUGAGCAGCAACAGAAGCAUCGUUCACUUAUGGCCGAGGCGUUGGCAUGAAGCCUUUCCUUCAUCACAUUGUUGUCACGCGUUUGGUACCCAAAAGUGAAGUACCCCCUUCCUCCUGCAUUUCUUUGACCAUUGUGUGGUGUAUAAAAGGCAUUUGGAAAUGUAUCACUAAUUCAGCAAUUAUCAAGUGUACAGCUGAUCUUUUUUUUUUUGACCUGUGCAUGUCAUAUGAUUUUAUUUUU
Molecule: messenger RNA, 2430 nt
Organism: Nicotiana tabacum (common tobacco)
Lineage: Eukaryota; Viridiplantae; Streptophyta; Magnoliopsida; Solanales; Solanaceae
Biological process (GO): pentose metabolic process; carbohydrate phosphorylation
Cellular component (GO): cytoplasm
Molecular function (GO): D-ribulokinase activity
Source: RefSeq, a predicted model, not a curated record